AUCAGAAAUCUCAGUUGAGAGUUGAGACCCCCCAAAGAGAGCUCUUCCAACUAAAAUGGCACUUCAGAACGGAAGGUUUUGUGUUACAGGUGCUGGAGGCUUCGUUGGCUCCUGGGUCGUUAAGCUUCUUCUCUCCAAGAACUGCAUAGUCCACGGAACCAUCAGAGAACCCACGGAUGCAAAGUACUCUCAUUUGAAAAAACUUGACAAGGCAUCUGAGAACCUGAAACUGUUCAAGGCGGACUUAUUGAAUUAUGACUCCCUUCGCACGGCAAUUGAAGGAUGUGAUGGAGUGUUUCAUGUUGCCAGUCCAGUUCCCCCCGGCAGUGUGCCGAAUCCUGAGGUAGAGAUAAUUGAACCUGCUGUUAAGGGGACACUUAAUGUACUUAAAGCAUCUCUUGAAGCAAAAGUCAAGCGCGUUGUUUUUGUGUCUUCUGUUGCUGCUGUCUCUGUGAAUCCUACAUGGGCAGAAGGUCAAGUGUUAGAUGAGACUUGUUGGUCUGAUAAGGAAUACUGCAGAAAUACUGAGAACUGGUAUUGCCUCUCAAAAACUGAAGCAGAAUAUGAGGCUCUGCAGUUUGCAAAUACAACAGGGAUUGAUCUUGUGACUGUUUGUCCUACACUUAUAUUUGGCCCAAUUCUGCAGUCGACUGUAAAUGCAAGUACCUUGAUCCUCAUCAAGCUUUUGAAGGAAGGGAAGGAGUCACUGGAAAACAGGCCCCGGAAGAUAGUUGACGUGCGGGAUUUAGCUGAAGCACUUCUUAUGGCAUAUGAGAAGCCGAAGGCUGAAGGAAGAUACAUAUGCAUGUCCCAUAGCGUUAAGAACAGGGAUCUAGUUGAGAAGCUGAGGCGCCUUUAUCCUAAUUACAAUUAUCCUAAGAACUUUGUUGAAGUAGGUGAAGAGAAACAGGUCACCUCAGAGAAACUGCAAAGGCUUGGGUGGGGUUACCGGCCAUUGGACGAUACUCUCAUUGACUCUGUUGAAAGCUACCGAGAAGCUGGACUAUUGGAUUGAUACAUUGCAGAGUUAUGUUUUGCCUGGCUGCAUCAUUCGAAUCAAUAACCAAAAGAGGAAACGUUUGGCAUGGGCUGUUGCAAUGCCAAUUAGAUUUGGUGAAACCCGAGCCAAAGAGUAUAUAAGUGUCUACUACCAGUUGCUUUAGUGUCUUAAGUGUCGCUUUUUUUUCUUAAUACUAAGACGUCUUACAUUUAUAAGUGAGAGAAUUUAUAAGUGAGAGAAGUUGUGAGUUUGCUCGA
This is a messenger RNA of Fragaria vesca subsp. vesca, 1257 nucleotides long. Its product is annotated as cinnamoyl-CoA reductase 2-like. Bases 56 to 1015 code for a protein of 319 amino acids. NCBI's taxonomy places the organism in Eukaryota, Viridiplantae, Streptophyta, Magnoliopsida, Rosales, Rosaceae. The transcript has 6 exons. Gene Ontology annotation, molecular function: oxidoreductase activity, acting on the CH-OH group of donors, NAD or NADP as acceptor. The record is from RefSeq and is a predicted model, not a curated record.